This is a messenger RNA of Cladophialophora carrionii CBS 160.54, 1866 nucleotides long. RefSeq lists its product as uncharacterized. The record is from RefSeq and is a predicted model, not a curated record. Bases 1 to 1866 code for a protein of 621 amino acids. Gene Ontology annotation, biological process: transmembrane transport. Gene Ontology annotation, molecular function: transmembrane transporter activity. NCBI's taxonomy places the organism in Eukaryota, Fungi, Ascomycota, Eurotiomycetes, Chaetothyriales, Herpotrichiellaceae. The transcript is spliced from 2 exons.
AUGCACGAUAGGGACGGUGACGGCAGUCCGACCAGACAUUCAUCAGAACACCCUCUUUCGAGCGGGACAUGUGAACGUGAGAAGUGGACGCCGCCAGGCGAAACGAAAGUCAAAGACUAUGGCGAUAGCCCUGUCCCAUCUCGCUGCAACCUAGCAAGCGCCGCACCGCUAGAAGACACCUCCGCCGUCGCCCCCGCACCAGCAGCAGCAGCAGCAGCAGAGGCACGAAAUGCUGAGGAGAAUCACCCUGCCGAGACACACGAUGAGGAUCUGGCCCGCCUAGCCUCGAUGUCAACCUCUUCAGCAGACGAACCAGGCGAAGACGACGAGUCCAGAUACGCAACAGGCCUGCCUCUUCACCUCCUCACUCUCGGGCUCACGCUCUCAACGUUCGUAAUCGCACUGGACAAUACCAUCAUCGCGACCGCAAUCCCGCGCAUCACCACGGUCUUCAACUCCCUAGACGAUGUGGGUUGGUACGGCUCGUCAUACCUCCUCACGACCACCUCCCUGCAGCCCAGCUUCGGGAAGAUCUAUACGUACUUCAACGUUAAGUGGACGUAUAUGAUCGCGCUGGUCAUCUUUGAGCUCGGCUCCGUGCUCUGCGCCGCAGCUGUGAACUCCACGAUGCUUAUCGUCGGGCGCGCUGUAGCCGGCGUGGGCGCUGCGGCCAUGUUCUCCGGCGGGAUGACCAUCGUGGGAUAUUCUGUCCCGCUACGCAAAAGACCCAUAUACAUCGGGCUACUGAGUUCGAUGUUUGGGGUGGCGAGCGUGGUAGGCCCGAUUUUGGGAGGCGCCUUGACCGACCGUGUUUCUUGGCGUUGGUGUUUCUACAUCAACUUGCCGAUCGGCGCGAUUGCGAUCGCGGCCGUUUUCUUCUUCUUCAAGAACCCGGUCCGGGCACACAGCAGUCUGACGACCAAGCAGAAGAUCGGGCAGAUAGACUUACUAGGGGCUUUCUUUCUCAUUUGCGCCAUCGUCUGCCUGCUGCUGGCUUUGCAGUGGGGCGGGACGACGUAUCCGUGGUCGAAUUCUCAGGUCUGGGGCUGUCUUUUGGGCUUCGGUCUCUUGAUCAUUACAUUCACGGGCAUUCAAUUCUGGAAGGGCGAUAUGGCGACCCUGCCGCCUCGGAUCCUCCUUCGACAGCGCACUGUGUUCGUGUGUGCAUUCUUCUCGGCAUUCCUGGCUAUGGCAUUGUACACCCACAUUUACUAUCUGCCCUUCUACUUUCAGGCAGUCAAGGGCACCACGGCUGAACAAUCAGGCAUACGAACAAUCCCAUACCUCGUCAGCAUCACAAUUUCGUCAAUCGUUGUCGGAGGCAGUAUCACUACCUUAGGUCCAUACGUCCCUUUCACGUGGGUGGGAUCCGCGAUCUUCGCAGUCGGCUCGGGUUUGCUCUACAGCCUGAAGGUCCACUCUUCGACUGGUAGCUGGAUCGGGUAUCAGAUCCUGGCGGGCGUGGGCGCCGGCGCGUGCGUCCAAAUCCCCUUCAUCGCAGUGCAAGUCGUACUCUCCAAGAAAGACAUGCCUGUCGGCAACGCAGUGGCCAUCUUCUUCAACUCCCUUGGAGGCGCCAUCUCCAUAUCCAUCGCACAGAACAUCUUCUCAAACACCCUGAUCGAGGAGAUUCCCAAGUACACGAGUGGCGUGAAUCCAUGGACGAUAGUCAUGGCCGGAGCAACCCACAUCAGGGAGGUCACGCCGCCGGCGCAGUUACAGGGCGUGUUGUACGCCUACAAUAUCGCCGUGACGCACUCGUACAUUCUGUCGAUUGCCUGCUCGAGCAUUGCUUUUCUUUUCUCGUUAGGUUUCGAGUGGAAAAGCGUCAAGGGGAAGAAGCUUGAAAUGGGUGGAGCGGCGUAG